This is a messenger RNA of Salvia miltiorrhiza (redroot sage), 4926 nucleotides long. RefSeq lists its product as uncharacterized. The transcript is spliced from 6 exons. Gene Ontology annotation, molecular function: nucleic acid binding; aspartic-type endopeptidase activity. The annotation marks the transcript as partial. The record is from RefSeq and is a predicted model, not a curated record. Gene Ontology annotation, biological process: proteolysis; DNA integration. NCBI's taxonomy places the organism in Eukaryota, Viridiplantae, Streptophyta, Magnoliopsida, Lamiales, Lamiaceae.
AUGGGAUCAGCAGAUGAGGAAGAAUUGACCAGAGAGAAAGAGGCAAAGCGGAAGGCGAUAGGGAAAGGAAAAGAGAAAGUAAACCAGACCGAGCCCAUACUCCCUUUCCCAGGCAGAACAGCCAAGGAACAAGAAAAAGAAGAAUUAACCGAGCUGGUCAAAAUCUUCAAGAAGGUGGAAGUCAAUAUGCCCCUUUUGGUCGCAAUACGCUCUAUGCCCAGAUGUGCGAAAUUUCUCAAAGAACUCUGCACUAGGAAAGUCAAAUACACUGAUGAUGUGAAAUUUCAAGUGGGAGAAUCUGUAUCCGCGAUCUUACAAAGAGAUAUGCCGAUAAAAUGUGGAGAUCCUGGGAUGUUCUACAUUCCUUGUGUGAUAGGAACAAUGAAAGUGGAGAAGGCGAUGCUCGAUUUGGGGGCAUCCAUCAACGUUAUGCCCUUAUCCAUGUACCAGGAUCUGGAGAUAGGACCGCUGAAGCCCACCCGAGUGGUAAUCCAACUGGCAGAUCGAUCAGGUGUCUACCCAGAGGGGAUAUUGGAAGACGUGCUGGUCAAAGUGGAGGAACUCAUCUUUCCAGCGGAUUUUUACAUUCUCGACAUGGGGAAGUCAAAAGCACGAGAUCCUGUAAUGCUUUUGGGCAGACCAUUUCUAAAGACUGUCAGGACUCGCAUAGAUUGUGAUACGGGAAAGCUAACAUGUCAGUUUGAAGGGGAAACGGUGACCUUCGACAUAUACAAUGCCAUGAAGCAUCCAGCUGAUACAGAGAUGGUGAGAAGUGUCGACAUGAUCGAGAAAGUUGUUGAGGAGGUUUUGCCUAGUGCAGCAUUCAAGGAGCCAUAUGACAUAAUAAUCCAGAACGCCAUAACAGAGGAGGACUUGCAAGAGGAGCAUUUGCAGGAAGCGGUGAAGGAACUAAAUACGUGGAGCACAGAAGUCAACUACACUGAGGCACUGAAAAUCCCAACCUUGAAGGAGGAAGACCGACUGGUACCUUCGAUCCAAAGGGCACCCAAGCUAGAGCUGAAGUCUCUGCCCAAACACCUCAAGUAUAUCUUCUUGGGCGAGGAUGACACUUUGCCCGUGAUCAUCAACUCAGAGUUGACACUUGAAAACGAGAACAGAGUCAAGAUGACUUUGGGGAAAUACAAGGAAGCAAUUGGAUGGACUCUAGCCGAUAUAAAGGGAAUAAGCCCCACCGUAUGCAUGCACCACAUAUUGUUAGAGGAAGAUGCAAUUUCAGUCAGAGACCCCCAGAGGAAACUGAAUCCAGCUAUGAAGGAAGUAGUGAUGAAAGAAAUACUCAAGCUAUUGGAUUUGGGCAUAAUAUACCCAGUAUCCGAUAGCAGGUUGCAAACCGGCUGGAGGGUGUGUAUUGAUUACCGCAAGCUCAACCAGAAGACGAGGAAGGAUCACUUUCCCUUGCCCUUCAUCGAUGAGAUGCUGGAAAGACUUGCGGGGAAUCAGUAUUUUUGCUUUCUAGAUGGAUACUCAGGCUACAUGCAGAUUUGGGUCGCAGAGGAGGACCAGGAGAAUUGCAUCGAAGUCUUCAUGGAUGAUUUCACGGUGUAUGGGCAAACUUUCGACUCGUGCUUAGACAAUCUGGAAAAGGUACUGCAGAGGUGCGUGGACAAGAGCUUGGUGUUGAACUAUGAGAAGUGCCACUUCAUGGUCAGAGAAGGAAUUGUGCUCGGAUAUGUAAUAUCAGGCAGAGGAAUAGAGGUGGACAAAGCAAAAAUUGAAAUCAUUGCCAAGCUACCAUAUCCAACUAACAUUAAACAGCUACGAGGAUUCCUUGGGCAUGCUGGAUUUUACAGAAGGUUCGUGAAGGACUUUGCAAAAAUUGCCCAACCUAUGACAAGGCUGUUACAAAAUGAAGUGGAGUGGAAUUUUGAUGAGGAUUGCAAGGAGGCGUUCCAGAUCUUGAAGAACAAUCUAAUCUCCGCACCCAUAAUACAGCCCCCUGAUUGGGGAAUGCCUUUUGAGGUUAUGUGCGACGCCAGUGGAUAUGCCAUAGGGGCAGUGCUUGGGCAGAAGCGGGGAAAGGAGAGUCACGUCAUCUAUUAUGCCUCGAAGACACUGAAUGGAGCUCAAGUAAAUUAUUCCACGACAGAGAAGGAGAUGUUGGCAGUGGUGUUCGCCUUUGAAAAAUUCAGAUCUUACCUGCUUGGAGGAAAGACCACAGUCUACACCGAUCAUGCGGCUCUGAAGUACCUUCUGGCCAAGAAGGAAUCUAAACCCAAGGUGAUUCGAUGGGUUCUGCUACUACAAGAGUUCGACGUGGAGAUAAAGGACAAGGCUGGAGCACAGAACCAAGGGGCUGAUCACCUCAGUAGGAUCGUGAGGAAGGAAGAAGGGGAACCAAUCAAGGAGACGUUCCCGGAUGAACAAUUGUUCUAUGCCCAGGGAAGAAGAGAAGAUUCGUGGUACGCUGAUUUGAGCAAUUAUCUCUGCUCUGGGUAUGUACCCCCUGGGUAUACUUAUGCCCAGAGGAAGAAAUUGGCCAAAGAUAGCAGAGAAUACAUAUGGGACGAACCAUACAUGUGGAAGCAAUGCGGAGAUCAAAUGCUUCGGAGAUGUAUUCCACAAGAGGAGAAUUGCCCACAAUGCCAGCGAGAAGGGAACAUAACCAGGAGGAAUGAAAUGCCCAUGAUGCCCAUUAUGCCCGUAGAGAUCUUUGACAUUUGGGGAAUGGAUUUCAUGGGACCUCUUCCCAGCUCGAGAGGAAAUUUGUACAUCCUACUUUUGGUGGAUUAUGUCUCCAAGUGGGUGGAGGCAAAAGCAUCACCGACGAAUGAUUCAAAGGUAGUGGUGAAUUUCUUGAAGACUAACAUUUUUUGCAGGUUUGGUGUACCCAGAGCAAUCAUCAGCGACCAAGGAUCUCAUUUUUGCAAUUUCUCGGUCGAAAACUUGUGCAAAAAGUAUGGAGUCCAACAUCGAGUUUCGACAGCCUAUCACCCACAAGCCAAUGGGCAGGCCGAGCUUUCAAAUCGCAUAAUCAAAACGAUUUUGCGAAAGACCGUUGGCCCAACAGGGAAGGACUGGAGUCUCAAGUUGGAAGAUGCCUUAUGGGCAUACCGGACUGCAUAUAAAACUCCAUUCGGGAUGUCGCCAUAUCGAAUGGUGUAUGGCAAGAGGUGUCAUUUACCGGUGGAAUUGGAGCACAAGGUGUUCUGGGCAGUGAACAAAGUAAACUAUGAUUGGGACAAAGCAGGGCAAGCAAGGAAGCUAGAGAUUCAAGAGCUCGAAGAAAUCAGGAGGGAGGCAUAUGACAAUGUUGUACUCUACAAGGAAAGAAUGAAAAAGAGCCAUGAUGCCUUGAUCACAAGCAAGCAAUUCAGCCUUGAUGGUUUGUCAGGUUAUUAUCAAAUAGCAAUCGCGCCGGAGGACCAGGACAAGACGGCAUUCACCACCCCUUUUGGUACCUUUGCGUGGAAGAGGAUGCCAUUUGGGCUGUGCAAUGCACCGGGGACCUUCCAACGGUGCAUGAUGUCGAUCUUCGCGGAAAUGAUAGGUGAUUUUGUUGAAAUUUUUAUGGAUGAUUUUUCCGUGUUUGGUAAUUCGUUUAGCGAUUGCUUGGGCAAAAUUAACUUGGUGUUAAAAAGGUGUAUAGAGAGUGGGUUAACUCUUAGCUGGGAAAAGAGUCACUUCAUGGUGACUAGUGGCAUCGUUCUUGGCCACGUCGUGUCAAAAGAUGGCAUAGAGGUCGAUAGGGCUAAGGUGGAGGUGAUUGAAAAAUUACCACCACCAAUCGAUGUGAAAGGCAUUAGGAGUUUCCUAGGUCAUGCCGGGUUUUACCGGCGUUUCAUUAAGGAUUUUUCUAAGAUUACCCAACCUUUAUGUCGUCUGCUUGCUCAAGAUGUUGAUUUUGAUUUUAAUGAAACUUGUAUGCAUGCUUUUGAAUUGCUGAAGCUCAAGUUAAGCACUGCACCUGUUGUUGUUGCACCUAAUUGGUCUUUGCCUUUUGAGAUUAUGUGCGAUGCUUCAAACUCUGCUGUGGGGGCCGUUCUUGGUCAACGUGUUGACAAAAUGUUGCGUGUGAUUUACUAUGCUAAUGGUUUAUCAGGAUACUACCAAAUCGCAAUCACACCAGAAGAUCAAGUCAAAACUGCCUUCACCACGCCUUUUGGGACAUUUGCAUGGAAGAGGAUGUCGUUCGGAUUGUGCAAUGCACCCGGGACGUUUCAACGAUGCAUGAUGUCCAUAUUCUCUGAUAUGAUUGGUAAAUUCGUGGAGGUUUUUAUGGAUGAUUUUUCGGUUUUUGGGCAGUCUUUUCAUGAUUGUUUGACUAAGAUUGAUGUAGUGUUGCAAAGGUGUAUUGAAAGUGGCCUAACCUUGAGUUGGGAAAAGAGUCAUUUCAUGGUUACUAGCGGGAUUGUCUUGGGUCAUGUGGUGUCUAAGCAUGGACUAGAGGUCGACAGAGCCAAGGUGGAGGUAAUCCAAAAGUUGCCACCCCCUAUUGAUGUCAAAGGGAUUAGGAGUUUCUUAGGUCACGCCGGUUUUUACCGGCGUUUCAUUAAAGAUUUCUCUAAAAUUAGCCAACCUCUAUGCAAACUGCUAGCUCAGGAUGUUCCUUUUAAUUUCGAUGACUCUUGCAUGCAUACCUUUGAAACAUUGAAACUUAAGUUGAGCUCUGCCCCGAUUGUGAUUGCGCCUGAUUGGUCAUUGCCCUUUGAGAUCAUGUGUGAUGCGUCUAACUCUGCUGUAGGAGCGGUGCUAGGUCAGCGUGUGGAUAAGAUGUUACCUGUGAUUUACUAUGCUAGUUUAACUCUGAAUAGUGCACAAGUAAAUUACACCACUACUGAAAAAGAGAUGCUUGCUGUGGUCUUUGCCUUAGAUAAAUUUAGAGCAUACAUCAUUGGGUCUAAGGUCAUUGUCCAUAGUGACCAUGCCGCGCUUCGAUAUUUGAUGACCAAACCUCAAGCUAAAGCU